Molecule: messenger RNA, 593 nt
Organism: Baudoinia panamericana UAMH 10762
Lineage: Eukaryota; Fungi; Ascomycota; Dothideomycetes; Mycosphaerellales; Teratosphaeriaceae
Exons: 1
Coding region: 289-570 (93 amino acids)
Source: RefSeq, a predicted model, not a curated record
GCAAAAUCACUCGUCUUCGUCUCCAAGACUUCAGCAUCGUUCAUCGUCUUUCAAGAACUGGCCGCAACAGAGAAUGUUCGCAAACUAUUGGCACAGCAAAGCCUGUAUUACAAAUUACACGUAUGGAUCACUACCCACUCCAUGGUUGUUAUGAUGAUGGUUCAAUGUGCUCCUAAACGAUGCGCCAAUCUUUAAAGACAGGACAGUGUGCAUCUCCUAACCCGUUCAAAGCCUGCCAGUGCUGGGAGUUUACAAGCAUAGACAGCGCUCAACUGAAGGACGUAAAGUAUGCGGGCAAUGAGACUCUGGAAUAUGUCUUGCAGAUUGAACCGAUUCAGGGAGCUGAUCCAUUCUCCAUUGACUGUCUUCGAGUCACGAGCGCCGCUGGGCAAGAGUGACAAGCAAUCGACUAAUACGUUGUCAAGAAGACUACAGCCAAUGUUACAUCGGCGCUAUGUGUCCACGCUAUCAGGAAUCAAGGACAAUGCAUUAUGCAUGCUGCAUUGCGGAACAGUGGCGGGUCGUGGUGAAUAUGCACGCGAGACAGAUUCACUGAUUCAGAUCGUAUAACACUUCACUUCAACGGCAGCAUC